Loa loa (African eye worm) is the source of this 822-nucleotide messenger RNA. Its product is annotated as RCN-1 protein. NCBI's taxonomy places the organism in Eukaryota, Metazoa, Nematoda, Chromadorea, Rhabditida, Onchocercidae. The record is from RefSeq and is a predicted model, not a curated record. Gene Ontology annotation, biological process: calcium-mediated signaling. Gene Ontology annotation, cellular component: nucleus; cytoplasm. Bases 79 to 705 code for a protein of 208 amino acids. Gene Ontology annotation, molecular function: nucleic acid binding; calcium-dependent protein serine/threonine phosphatase regulator activity. The transcript has 4 exons.
UUUCAGGCUUUACUUUUGAAAGAAUAAAUGAAAAGAGAAGUGAGAACGUACAUAUCACUUUCAUGGAGUUAACUUGAAAUGCUUUCCGAUGUUUUACCAGAGAAAUUGCAGACUAUCGAAUGUGAGGAAGAUUUACCGAAUGCAAUUAUUGUCACCAAUGUACCGUCUGAGGUAUUUUCGGUUGACCAACACAAGGCCAAUUUCUCGGACCUGUUCACUCAGAUCGAAUCCGGUUGUCACUUCGAUUUUCUGCGAAGCUUUCGACGGGUUCGAAUUACAUUCGAAAAGCCCGAAAGUGCAACGGCUGCAAAACUCCUCACGCAACAUUUGUCGUUUAAUGGGACCAUUUUAAAAUCAUUUUUCGCUCAGAGAAUUCGAUUGCGGGAUGCGUCUGAUGAUGGGUUAUUGAAAUUACCACCGCUGGAGAAACAAUUCCUGAUCUCACCACCAGCUUCACCACCAGUUGGUUGGGAGCAAAGUCGCGAGAUGGCUCCGGUGGUGUGCAAUUUUGACUUGAUGGCAAAGCUUGCUGCGCUUACUGUCGAUGACACCUUCGAGGUGUAUGAAGGUGACGAAGACAAACCGAAAAUUGUGAUACAUCCAGCGAAUGAGGAAGAAAGCAAUCUCAUGCCUCCCCAGUCAAUGAUGCCUAAGACCCCGCGACCGCCAAACACACCUCGAUCUAUACGGAAAGAAUACACCUGAAUCGGUUCCACCGCUGUCCCAUGCUGUUAUUCUCAAUAUAUUUAUUGUAAUUUACUAGAUAUAUCUAUGUGACAAUAGAUUAACAAUAAAUACAAAUGACAAAUAUUGCUUUUAAAA